Molecule: messenger RNA, 6891 nt
Organism: Nycticebus coucang (slow loris)
Lineage: Eukaryota; Metazoa; Chordata; Mammalia; Primates; Lorisidae
Gene: RBBP6
Product: RB binding protein 6, ubiquitin ligase
Exons: 18
Coding region: 1099-6471 (1790 amino acids)
Biological process (GO): ubiquitin-dependent protein catabolic process; mRNA processing; protein ubiquitination
Cellular component (GO): nucleus
Molecular function (GO): nucleic acid binding; ubiquitin protein ligase activity; zinc ion binding
Source: RefSeq, a predicted model, not a curated record
CCCGUGCAAUCCCUGCUUAAGAGACCCCGGAGUGGGGCACUCGCCCGAAGCCAGGCCGCGUCCGCCAUAGUGCCUGGCCUGGAGGUGUCGCCGACGCCUGGUGAGGGCCCCAGAGCGGCAGGGGGGCAAAACAAAAAGGGAGCCAGCGAAGCCCUUGCCGCUGCCCGGCGGUUUCCGGGCGUGUUCUCGCGGUCUUGGGCCUAAAGCCGACGGGAGCGAAAGGCGAGAGAAGCGCGGAGGAUCCGGCGAGAGGAAACGUCAGGGAUCCUCGGCGGUGUCCCCGGGGUCCGCCAAAGCCACCCGGCCGCUGGCUGGGGCCCGGGGUGGUGAGGAAGUGCUUCGAGGCCUAGUGAGGCCUAGUACCGGCUUUGUGUCUGAGGCGGCGGCGGCGGCGGCGGCGGCGGGGGGGAGGCGGAGCCGGAGCCGAGUGCGGCCUGCGGAAAGGCCUCUCCUCCGCCGACCGCGCGUUUUCGGCCUAGGCCGCGGGGUCGCUCGCGGCCUCCGGGGAGCAGGCGAAAGGGGUUUGUGUGUGGUGGGGGCCUGGGCCUGGGGAAGCUGACGCCGGUCGUCCGGAAGCCAGGAGGAGGCGAGAGGCCGCUCGUGGACUCCGGGCCUAGGCCCUCUCCCCUCAACCUUCUCCCGGGGCCUGGGUCACCCCAAUCCACGGAAAAAGAGACCAACUGGGAGGUGCGGCCGCGCUAUGGACCCCUGACCCCGUGGGGUCAAUCGGACUCUUAACGUGUGGACUGACCGCUACUGACUGCACCGCCUGUCCCCCGUCUCCUGCUGGCCCUUAGCAUGAGCGAGGGGGACCCAGCCGGGUGACAUUGUGCCCGUUGGCGGAUUCUCGAUUUCCCCACUUCCCCGUCCUUGUCCUCCUCCUCCCACAUGAAGUGAUUCUGAGUAUCUGGGGGGUUCCGGAUUAUUGUUCUUACGAACCCCUGCUUGUGGUUGGGGGGUAUUUAAUCUGAGGCCUUAGGGUCCUUCAGUGUCUUUGAGUGUUUUGUGUGUGUACAUAUUUUGCUCUUAAGUUUAUAAAUAUACAUAUAUUGAGAGUGUCCACGUCUCCUCGCUGAACCUUAGGAAUCCUUUGGCACCAUGUCCUGUGUGCAUUAUAAAUUUUCCUCUAAACUCAACUAUGAUACCGUCACCUUUGAUGGGCUCCACAUCUCCCUCUGCGACUUAAAGAAGCAGAUUAUGGGGAGAGAGAAGCUGAAAGCUGCCGACUGCGACCUGCAGAUCACCAACGCGCAGACGAAAGAAGAAUAUACUGAUGAUAACGCUCUAAUUCCUAAGAAUUCAUCUGUAAUUGUUAGAAGAAUUCCCAUUGGAGGUGUUAAAUCUACAAGCAAGACAUAUGUUAUAAGUCGAACUGAACCAGUGAUGGCAACUACAAAAGCAAUUGAUGACUCUUCUGCAUCAAUUUCUCUGGCCCAGCUUACAAAGACUGCCAAUCUGGCUGAAGCCAAUGCUUCUGAAGAAGAUAAAAUUAAAGCAAUGAUGUCGCAAUCUGGCCAUGAAUACGACCCAAUCAAUUACAUGAAGAAACCUCUAGGUCCACCACCUCCAUCUUAUACCUGUUUCCGCUGUGGUAAACCUGGCCAUUAUAUUAAGAAUUGCCCAACAAACGGGGAUAAAAACUUUGAAUCUGGUCCUAGGAUUAAAAAAAGCACUGGAAUUCCCAGAAGUUUCAUGAUGGAAGUAAAAGAUCCUAAUAUGAAAGGUGCAAUGCUUACCAACACUGGAAAAUAUGCAAUACCAACUAUUGAUGCAGAAGCGUAUGCAAUUGGGAAGAAAGAAAAACCACCCUUCCUACCAGAGGAGCCAUCUUCUUCCUCAGAAGAAGAUGAUCCUAUCCCAGAUGAAUUGUUGUGUCUCAUCUGCAAAGAUAUUAUGACUGAUGCCGUUGUCAUUCCCUGCUGUGGAAACAGUUACUGUGAUGAAUGUAUAAGAACAGCACUUCUGGAAUCAGAUGAACAUACAUGUCCAACAUGUCAUCAAAAUGAUGUCUCUCCUGAUGCUUUAAUUGCCAAUAAAUUUUUACGACAGGCUGUUAAUAACUUUAAAAAUGAAACUGGUUAUACAAAAAGACUACGAAAACAGUUACCUCCACCACUACCCCCAAUACCACCUCCUAGACCACUCAUUCAGCGGAAUCUACAACCUCUGAUGAGAUCUCCAAUAUCAAGGCAACAAGAUCCUCUGAUGAUUCCAGUGACAUCUUCAUCAACUCACUCAACUCCUUCUAUAUCUUCAUUAUCGUCUAAUCAGUCUUCCUUGGCCCCUCCUGUGCCUGGAAAUCCAUCUUCUACCCCAGCUCCUGUACCGGAUAUAACUGCAACAGUAUCCAUAUCAGUCCAUUCAGAAAAAUCAGAUGGACCUUUUCGAGAUUCUGAUAAUAAGAUGUUGCCAGCUGCAGCUCUCGCAUCAGAACACCCAAAAACGUCCUCAAUUGCAAUUACUGCUCUUAUGGAAGAGAAGGGCUACCAGGUGCCUGUACUUGGAACCCCAUCUUUGCUUGGACAGUCGUUACUGCACGGACAGUUGAUCCCCACAACUGGUCCAGUAAGAAUAAAUACUGCUCGUCCAGGUGGUGGUCGACCAGGUUGGGAACAUUCAAAUAAGCUUGGCUAUCUGGUUUCUCCACCACAACAAAUUAGAAGAGGGGAGAGGAGCUGCUACAGAAGUAUAAACCGCGGGCGACACCACAGCGAAAGAUCACAGAGGACUCAAGGCCCAUCACUACCAGCAACUCCAGUCUUUGUACCUGUUCCGCCACCUCCUUUGUAUCCACCUCCUCCCCAUACACUUCCUCUCCCUCCAGGUGUGCCUCCCCCACAGUUUUCUCCUCAGUUUCCUCCUGGCCAGCCACCACCUGCUGGGUAUAGUGUCCCUCCUCCAGGGUUUCCUCCAGCUCCUGCCAAUUUAUCAACACCUUGGGUGUCAUCAGGAGUCCAGACAGCUCACUCAAAUACCAUCCCAACAACACAAGCACCACCUUUGUCCAGGGAAGAAUUCUAUAGAGAGCAACGACGACUAAAAGAAGAGGAAAAGAAAAAGUCCAAGCUAGAUGAGUUUACAAAUGAUUUUGCUAAGGAAUUGAUGGAAUACAAAAAGAUUCAAAAGGAGCGUAGGCGCUCAUUUUCCAGGUCUAAAUCUCCCUAUAGUGGAUCCUCAUAUUCAAGAAGUUCAUAUACUUACUCUAAAUCAAGAUCUGGUUCCACACGUUCACGCUCUUAUUCUCGAUCAUUCAGCCGCUCACAUUCUCGUUCCUAUUCACGAUCUCCUCCAUACCCCAGAAGAGGCAGAGGCAAGAGUCGGAAUUACCGCUCACGGUCUAGAUCUCAUGGAUAUCAUCGAUCUAGGUCAAGGUCACCCCCAUAUAGACGCUAUCAUUCACGAUCAAGAUCUCCUCAGGCGUUUCGGGGACAGUCUCCUAAUAAACGUAAUGUUCCUCAAGGGGAAACAGAACGUGAAUAUUUUAAUAGAUAUAGAGAAGUUCCGCCACCUUACGACAUGAAAGCUUAUUAUGGGAGGAGUGUUGACUUUAGAGACCCAUUUGAAAAAGAGCGUUACCGAGAAUGGGAGAGAAAAUAUAGAGAGUGGUAUGAAAAAUAUUAUAAAGGUUAUGCUGCUGGCGCACAGCCUAGACCCUCAGCAAACAGAGAGAACUUUUCUCCAGAGAGAUUUUUACCACUUAAUAUCAGGAACUCUCCCUUCACGAGAGGCCGCAGAGAAGAUUAUGUUGGGGGGCAAAGUCAUAGAAGUCGAAACAUUGGCAACUAUCCAGAAAAGCUUUCAACAAGAGAUGGCCACAAUCAGAAGGAUAAUACAAAGUCAAAAGAGAAGGAGACUGAAAAUGCUCCAGGAGAUGCUAAAGGAAAUAAGCAUAAGAAACAUAGAAAAAGAAGAAAAGGAGAAGAAAGUGAAGGUUUUCUGAACCCAGAGUUAUUAGAAACUUCUAGGAAAUCAAGAGAACCAACAGGCGUUGAAGAGAAUAAAGCAGACUCAUUGUUUGUCCUCCCAAGUAGAGAUGAUGCUACACCUGUUAGAGAUGAACCAAUGGAUGCAGAAUCCAUCACUUUUAAAUCAGUGUCUGAUAAAGACAAGAGAGAAAAAGAUAAACCAAAAGCAAAAGGUGACAAGACCAAACGGAAAAAUGAUGGAUCUGCUGUGUCCAAAAAAGAAAAUGUUGUAAAACCUGCUAAAGGACUCCAAGAAAAACAAGAUGGAGAACGUGAAAAAUCUCCUCGAUCUGAACCUCCACUUAAAAAAGCCAAAGAGGAGACUCCAAAGACUGACAAUUCUAAAUCAUCAUCUUCCUCUCAGAAAGAUGAAAAGGUCAUUGGAACCCCGAGAAAAGCUCACUCUAAAUCAGCAAAAGAACACCAAGAGACAAAACCACUCAAAGAAGAAAAAGUAAAGAAGGACUAUUCCAAAGAUGUCAAAUCAGAAAAGCUAACUAAUAAGGAAGAAAAGGCCAAGAAACCUAAUGAGAAAAAUAAACCACUUGAUAACAAAGGAGAAAAAAGAAAAAGAAAAACUGAAGAAAAAAAUAUAGAUAAAGAUUUUGAGUCAUCUUCAAUGAAAAUCUCUAAACUAGAAGUAACUGAAAUAGUGAAACCAUCACCAAAGCGCAAAAUGGAACCUGAUAUUGAAAAGUUGGAUAGAACCCCUGAAAAAGACAAAAUCUCAUCAACUGCUCCAGCCAAAAAAAUCAAACUCAACAGAGAAACGGGAAAAAAAAUUGGAAGUACAGAAAACAUACCUAAUACAAAAGAGCCUUCUGAAAAAUUGGAAUCAACAUCUAGCAAAGUUAAACAAGAAAAAGUCAAAGGAAAGGUCAGACGGAAAGUAACCGGGACUGAAGGCUCCAGCUCAACUCUUGUGGAUUAUACCAGCACGAGCUCAACUGGAGGCAGUCCUGUGCGGAAAUCUGAAGAAAAAACAGAUACAAAACGAACUGUCAUUAAAACUAUGGAAGAAUAUAAUAAUGACAAUACAGCUCCUGCUGAAGAUGUUAUUAUUAUGAUUCAGGUUCCUCAAUCCAAAUGGGAUAAAGAUGACUUUGAAUCUGAAGAAGAAGAUGUUAAAUCCACACAGCCUAUAUCAAAUGUAGGAAAACCUGCUAGUGUUAUAAAAAAUGUUAGUACUAAGCCAUCAAAUGCACUCAAAUAUACUGAGAAAGAAAGUGAGCCAUCAGAGAAAAUUCAGAAAUUCACUAAGGAAGUGAGCCAUGAAAUAAUACAGCAUGAGGUCAAAAGUUCAAAAAACCCUGCAUCAAGUGAAAAAGGGAAAACCAAAGAUCGAGAUCAUUCAGUAUUGGAAAAGGAAAACCUUGAAAAGAGGAAGAACAGCACUCAGCUAGAGAAAGAUAAUUUGGACCGUCUGAAUGAACAAGGAAAUUUCAAAAGUCUGUCUCAGUCUUCCAAAGAGACUAGAACUUCAGAUAAGCAUGAUUCCCUUCGUGGUUCCUCAAAUAAAGACUUUACUCCCAGUAGAGACAAAAAAACUGACUAUGACAGCAGAGAGUAUUCAAGUUCCAAACGUAGAGAUGAAAGGAAUGAAUUAACAAGAAGAAAAGAUUCUCCUUCUCGGAAUAAAGAUUCUGCAUCUGGACAGAAAAAUAAGCCGAGGGAAGAGAGAGAUUUGCCUAAAAAAGGAACAGGAGAUUCCAAAAAAAGUAAUUCUAGUCCCUCAAGAGACAAAAAGCCUCACGAUCACAAAGCCACUUACGACACUAAACGCUCAAAUGAAGAGACAAAAUCUAUAGAUAAAAAUCCUUGCAAGGAUCGGGAAAAGCACGUAUUAGAAGCAAAGAACAAUAAAGAGUCAGGUGGCAAUAAAUUACUUUACAUACUUAACCCACCAGAGACACAGAUUGAAAAAGAGCCAAUUACUGGGCAAAUUGACAAGAAUGCUGUCAAACCUAAACCCCAGUUAAGUCAUUGCUCUCGACUUUCCUCUGACUUAGCUAGAGAAACUGAUGAAGCUGCCUUUGAACCAGACUAUAAUGAAAGUGACAGUGAAAGUAAUGUGUCUGUAAAAGAAGAGGAAACUUCAGGAAACAUUUCUAAGGACCCGAAAGAUAAAAUAAUGGAGAAAGCAAAAGAGAGCCUGGACACAACAACAGUUGUUGGCCAGGUGGGCAUAAGCAGAAGCCAGAGUCAAAGUAGCCCCAGUGUUAGUCCAAGCAGAAGUCAUAGCCCUUCUGGAAGCCAGACCAGAAGCCACAGUAGUAGUGCCAGCUCAGCAGAAAGUCAGGACAGCAAAAAGAAGAAGAAAAAGAAGGAAAAGAAAAAGCACAAGAAACAUAAAAAGCAUAAGAAGCAUAAGAAACAUGCAGGCACUGAAGUAGAAUUGGAAAAAAGCCAAAAACACAAACACAAGAAAAAAAAGUCAAAGAAGAACAAAGAUAAAGAAAAGGAGAAGGAGAAAGAUGACCAAAAAGUGAAAUCUGUCACUGUGUAAAAGGACAGAUUUUAAAAAUUGACUUAAUUACUAAGUCAUCUGUAUUAAAUUUUGUUAUAAUGUAAAGAGAUUCAAGCCUUGUAAAUAAUGACAUGGAAGACCCUGUGCUGCACUUAAAAUAUUGCUGCUUGAUUAUUUGAUUUUUACAUCAGAGCUUUAUAACACGAACUUUUGUACAGAAUUGUGAGUUGUGACCAUGUAAUAUGAGAGGUUUUGCUAGGGCCUAUUAUUUUUAACUACCAUUAAUUAGUUGGGGUGGAGUUUACUGUACUGUGAAAUUUUCACAUUUGAAUUUUUUUAAUUGCCUGGCAAAAGCUGAUAUCAGUUCUAAAAUAUCAGCAGAAUGAUUUGCUGAAUUCAUUACAAUCCCGUUAAUGUCACUUUUUGAUUACAAUAAAAGUUUUCAGUAAACUUUUCAAA